This is a messenger RNA of Mangifera indica (mango), 1376 nucleotides long. RefSeq names its product cytosolic sulfotransferase 12-like. Gene Ontology annotation, biological process: sulfation. Gene Ontology annotation, molecular function: sulfotransferase activity. The transcript has a single exon. The record is from RefSeq and is a predicted model, not a curated record. Gene Ontology annotation, cellular component: cytoplasm. Lineage: Eukaryota; Viridiplantae; Streptophyta; Magnoliopsida; Sapindales; Anacardiaceae. Bases 242 to 1207 code for a protein of 321 amino acids.
GUAGCACGAGGAGGCCGUGAAAAUUCGCCCGUAGCUGUAGACUGAAUCAGCCGGCUUUGAUUCAGUCAGUGUAAUUGAAUCUAUUGCUGAAUCUCUUACUCUUUCUCACCACUAUCUUCCUCUAUGCUAUUCUAUAUAAACAACGAGAUAAAUGCCAUCUGAAACAGCUUCAAGCCAUUUGCUAACAAGUUCUAGCUUCUUUACUAAUUUUAUUUUCUGAGUCUAUCAAAUUUCCUCUCCAAUGGCGUCAUCUUCUCCAUUGAACAUUCCUGCUUCUGCUGCCGCCUUAUUUCAAGAUCUUCCAAAGGAAAAAUGGUGGGGGAUCAUUGAGUACGUUCAGUUUGAAGGGUUCUGGUACUCUGCUCCCCGCCUUCAAGCUUCUCUCACUGUCAGGUCCAACUUUAAAGCUCUUGACGAUGAUGUUAUUCUGGCUUCUUGUCCCAAGACCGGCACCACUUGGCUCAAGGCCCUCAUUCCAUCCAUCAUGAAUCGUACAGGAGAAUUUAAAGACGACGACAGCGAUGAUCCUCUCCUCAAAAACCAUCCAAACGCCUUCAUGCCUUCUCUGGAAAUGAAAAUUUUCAGAGACACCCCAAAUCCUGAUGUCUCCGAUUUGGUCUCUCCAAGACUUUUCCGAACUCACGUUCCGUACACCAUGCUCUCAGAAUCCGCUCAGAAAUCAGACUGCAAAAUCGUCUACAUCACUAGAGAUCCUAAGGACGCGUUCGUGUCGUUUUGGCACUUCAUGAACACAAACGUGCCACCAUCACUUGGCAAACUCCCUAUAGAUUCUGCGUUUGAGAGUUUCUGCAAAGGGGUUUAUCCAUUCGGGCCGUUGCAAGAUCAUGCUUUGGGCUAUUUUCAGGAGAGUCAAAAGAGACCUGAGAAAAUACUUUUUUUGAAAUAUGAAGAGCUGAAGAAAGACCCGAAAGGGCAAUUGAAAAAAAUAGCUUCAUUCCUGGGAAAGCCUUUCGCUAAUGAGGAAGAGGUUGAUAGAAUAUUGUGGAGGUGUAGCUUGGAAAGGCUCAAGAGCUUGGAGGUGAACCAGAAUGGAGUUGACCCUUGGGAUGGGUUGGCUUACAAUACAUAUUUCAGGCUGGGUAAUGUUGGGGACUGGAAGAACAGUUUAACCCCGGAGAUGAAAGACCGACUUGAUGAAAUUACAAGACAGAAACUCCAAGGGUGUGAUCUAGUUUUCGGGAGCUAAUUGUCCUGGAUAAUGAUCUUCUGGUUUUUUUUCCGGAAUAAGGCUGCAGUGUCCAUUUUUAAUUGCUUUUUAUUUCCUCCGUUUUCAUUAUAAUUCUUAAUGAAUCGGGUACUAGUCUUUGUUUUUGGGAUGUCAAUUAAACUUGUUCAAGUUCUUUGUGGAGAGUCAA